AUGUCUGCAAAGAAAGGCGCACUGGCCGACGCCUGGGACGAAGACUGGGAGUCGCUUGCAGAUAAGGUAGAAGUGAAGCCAGAACCUACUGAGCCCGUGAAGCUUUCCAAAGCUGAACGAAGAGCGCAACACGCUCAACUUAACCGCGAGAUAUGGGAGUCUGCCGAGAACCCAACACCUGUGUUUCUCCAAGCCCGCGGUCCGCCUAUACAGCCCACCUUUAAGCCCGCCGUUACGGUCCUUGCCCGCAAACCUACACCUCAAGUGUUGUCUCGAAAUAGCGGUGUGGCCGGGCUGAGCCUCGAAGAUGACGACGAUGACAGCGAAGAAGAACGGCAAAAGAAAGCAGCGGCAGUUUUUGAGGAGCGAAAGGUCCGCGCAGCGAAGGAGCGCGCCGAGAAGGAGCGCAAGUACGCCGAAGCACGAGAGCGCAUUUUUGGCUCGCCAGCGGCCUCAGGCGAGUCGUGCAGUAAUUCGCUGAGUAAGCCCACCAGAGGGAAGGGGAAGAGUCGCGGCGGAAGGGAGAGCCAGCCGAGAUCGAGCAACGAGCAGUCACCUGCACGAGCGACAGCACCGAGCGGACGCCAACUGUUCGAUGCGUCAUAUACGCCCAAACCUGGAUCUAUAUACGUACAAAGGAGAGAAGAUGGAAGUAGCCGCCCAGGUAGUCGCCCAGAUACGCCAAGCCUGCAAGAGAAACCUAUUCGAGAACCCAGAGGACCGGCAAGAGGUGGAGGUCGAGGUUUUGCAGGCAGAGGCAAUCAUGGUGCAUUGGCUGGUCCUUCAUGA
Molecule: messenger RNA, 789 nt
Organism: Didymella exigua CBS 183.55
Lineage: Eukaryota; Fungi; Ascomycota; Dothideomycetes; Pleosporales; Didymellaceae
Exons: 3
Coding region: 1-789 (262 amino acids)
Source: RefSeq, a predicted model, not a curated record